Hypomesus transpacificus is the source of this 9052-nucleotide messenger RNA. It is a transcript of the gene sorl1, whose product is annotated as sortilin-related receptor, L(DLR class) A repeats containing. The transcript is spliced from 48 exons. The record is from RefSeq and is a predicted model, not a curated record. The coding region runs from base 68 to 6739 and encodes 2223 amino acids. Gene Ontology annotation, molecular function: protein binding. Gene Ontology annotation, cellular component: membrane; Golgi apparatus. Lineage: Eukaryota; Metazoa; Chordata; Actinopteri; Osmeriformes; Osmeridae. Gene Ontology annotation, biological process: protein targeting to lysosome; protein retention in Golgi apparatus; post-Golgi vesicle-mediated transport.
CCCUCGAAACCGCCACUCGAAGGCGCUAUUCUUCUAGAUACCCAGAACCGAAAAUAUAUACACAAACAUGGCGACAAGACAGACAGUGAAGAUGCUGUUCCAUCUACGGAGGACAAUAUUUUUGUUAUUUAUCUUCGCUCCCCGUACAAUUUCCUCCACUCUUCGUCUCCAUCCAGACCAGCAGUUCAUGCUUCCGCAGCAUAAGGGAUUUUCUUUGAUUAACGCUAAAGAGGUAUUCCUGCAGGGAAUAGGCGCCGAGGCUCAACGAAGAGCAGCCCGUAAUGCGAAAGAAGACGGAGCGGCCGCUGGCGCUUAUCAGCAUCGCAGUCGGCGGAGUGCUGUAGAAUCACCCGUGCCAAAGGUGUACGGACAGGCCAACCUGAACGACUCCCACAACCAGAUGGUAGUCCACUGGGCUGGAGAGAAGAGCAACGUGAUCGUAGCCCUGGCGCGAGACAGUGCCGGAUCCACCGGGCCCAAAACCAGUUCAGUAUACGUGUCCUAUGACUAUGGGAGCAGCUUCACCCUGAUCUCAGACCUCUUCCAGCUGGGCGCACCGGCCCAGAAGGACACCAAGCAGGUCAUCUCCCAGUUCUACCACAGCCCCGCAGACAAUAAAAGGUACCUGUUUGCAGACACCAUCAACAACUACCUGUGGAGCACGUUUGACUUCUGCCGGAGGGUGCAGGGCUUCCCGGCUCCCUUCAAGCCCUCAGACCUGCUUCUGCACAGCCGGAAACCCAACCUGGUGCUGGGUUAUGAUGGAUCCCACCCCAACAAGCAGCUGUGGAAGUCUCAGGACUUUGGCCAGACAUGGAUUCUGAUUCAGGAGCAUGUGAAGGCCUACUUCUGGGGCGUGGAGCCGUACGACCCCCCCACCUCAGUCCUGGUCCAGAGGCACGAGCCCCAGGGGGAGUCCUCCAUCCUCAGCAGCACAGACUUCUUCCAGAGCGAGCAGAACCGACGGGUCAUCCUGGAGCAGGUGGACAGCUUCCAGCUCCGGGACAAGUACAUGUUCGCCACCUCCACUAGGACAUUGUUUGGCAGUCAUGAAUCUUCGUCUGUCCAGCUGUGGGUCUCCUACAACCGCCAGCCAAUGAAAGCUGCCCAGUUCAUGACCCGUCAUCCAAUCACAGAGUACUACAUUGCAGAUGCGUCUGAGGACCAGGUGUUUGUGUGUGUGAACCACCAGAACAACGUGACCCACCUGUACAUCUCCGACAGCCAAGGACUGGCCUUCUCUCUGUCCCUGGAGAACGUGCUCUACUACAGCCCUGAGGGCUCCGGCAGCAACACACUCAUCAGGUACUUUGCCAGCGAGCCGUUUGCAGACCUGCACCGCGUGGAGGGUCUGAGGGGCGUGUUCAUCGCCACGCUGGUCAACGGCUCUCUAAGCGAGGACAACAUGCGCUCGGUCAUCACCUUUGACAAGGGGGGCACCUGGGAGCUGCUGCCCCCCCCUACCUCAGACAGCCUGGGGGGUACGGUGGACUGCAAGCUGUCCCGGGGCUGUUCCCUCCACCUGGCCCAGAGGUGGAGUCAGCUGCUCAACCUGCAGCUGCGCCGCAUGCCCAUCCUCAGCAAGGACUCUGCCCCAGGACUCAUCAUGGCCACAGGCUCUGUGGGCAGUAACCUAGCCAACAAGGCUAAUGUUUAUGUGUCCAGCAGUGCUGGGGCCCGCUGGAGAGAGGCUCUGGCUGGCCCCCACUUCUACACCUGGGGCGACCACGGGGGGCUGCUCAUGGCCAUCGCUCAGGGGGGGUCCACCAUGAACCUCAAGUUCAGCACCAACGAGGGGGAGACCUGGACAGACUUCCAGUUUUCCGACAGGGAGGUGUACGUCUACCAGCUGCUGACGGAGCCCGGCGAGAAGAGCACCAUCUUCACCAUCUUCGGCUCCUACGCUGAUCAGAGCCACAGCUGGCUCAUCCUGCAGGUCAAUGUCAGCGACGUGCUCGGUGUGCCCUGUGCUGAAGGGGACUACAAGCUGUGGUCUCCGUCAGACGAGCGUGGGAACGACUGCCUGCUGGGGAAGGAGAUGGUGUACAAGCGCCGCACGCCACACGCCACCUGCUUCAACGGAGAGGACUUUGACAGGCCCGUCACCGUGACAAACUGCUCCUGCACUCGGCAGGACUACGAGUGUGACUAUGGCUUCAAGCUCAGUGAGGACCUGUCCCUACAGGUGUGUGUACCUGACCCCGAGUUCUCAGGGAACCUGUACGCCCCACCUGUGCCCUGUCCUGUGGGCACCACCUACCGCCGCAGCAAGGGGUACAGGAAGGUGCCUGGUGACAGCUGUAGUGGAGGAGAUGUGGAGACCAGGCUGGAUGGAGAGAUGCUACCCUGUCCUGUGGGAGAGAGUACUGAGUUCAUCCUGUAUGCGGUGAGGAACUCCAUCCACCGCUACGACCUGCUGACAGGCACCGACCAGCCUCUGCCCCUGACGGGCCUGCGCGAGGCCGUGGCGCUGGACUUUGACUACGACAGGAACUGCCUGUACUGGGCCGAUAUCUCCCUGGAUACCAUACAGCGUCUCUGUCUGAAUGGCAGCACAGGACAGGAAGUGGUCAUUAGAAAGGACCUGCAGAAUGUGGAAGCGUUGUCCUUUGACCCCAUCAGCAGGCUUCUGUACUGGGUGGACGCGGGGGCACAGAAGAUCGAGGUGUCCAACCCAGAUGGGGACCUGCGCCACACUCUGCUCAACUCCUCUGUCCUGGAACACCCCCGAGCCCUGGUCCUGCUGCCUGGAGAGAGUCUGAUGUUCUGGACGGACUGGGGCGACCACGCGGCCGGCGUGUACCGCAGCUUCAUGGACGGCUCCAACGUGAGCUGCAUCGUGUCGGAGGGCGUGCGCUGGCCCAACGGCAUCACGGCGGACGAGCGCUGGCUGUACUGGACGGAGGCGUACGGAGACCGCAUCGAGCGGGCCGACUUCAGCGGCGGCCAGCGCAGUGUGGUCAUGGAGGGACUGCCACACCCCUACGCCAUCGCCGUCUUCAAGAACGACCUGUACUGGGAUGACUGGUCCAGGAUGGGCAUCUUCAAGGCUCCCAAGGCCGGCUCUCAGAGCAACGAGCUGAUAGUGGGCCGUCUGACCGGGGUCAUGGACCUGAAGAUCUUCUACAAGGGCAAGGCCCGAGGACAUAAUGCGUGUGUGGACCUGCCCUGCAGCCUCCUCUGCCUCCCCCAGCCUGGGCACCGCCACACCUGUGUCUGCCCCGACGGAGUCCCCUCCACCCCCCUGCCCAGCGGCCAGCUGCGGUGUCAGUGCCCCCCCAACUACCAGCUGGUCAACAACACCUGCGUCAAGACUGAGCACAGCUGCCAGCCUAACCAAUACCAGUGCUCCAACGGCCGCUGCAUCAGCAGCAUCUGGAAGUGUGACAGCGACAACGACUGCGGAGACAUGAGCGACGAGCUGGAGUGUCCCACCACCACCUGUGACCCGUCCAUCCAGUUCCGCUGUGUGGCCUCGGGCUCCUGCAUCCCCCUGGCAUUCAAAUGUGACCACGAGGACGACUGUGGUGACAACAGUGACGAGGAGCACUGUGAUAGCCACCAGUGCGGCCCAGGAGAGUUCACGUGUGACCGGGGCGUCUGCAUCCGGGAGGCCUGGCGUUGUGAUGGAGACAACGACUGCAGGGACUGGUCAGAUGAGGCCAACUGUACAGUGGGGCACCACACGUGCGAGGCCAGCAGCUUCCAGUGCCACACAGGUCACUGCAUCCCUCAGCGCUGGGUGUGUGACGGAGACGACGACUGCCAGGACGGCUCCGACGAGGAGAGCGUGCACUGUGAGGGCAAACACUGUAAUGGCUUCCUGUGCUCCAACGAUACCUGUCUACCUGCCAGCGCCCACUGCAACGGCGUCCAGGACUGCCCAGGGGGCGCCGACGAGCAACACUGUGACCCCCUGUGCACUCGCUACAUGGAGUUUGUGUGUCAGAACCGGGCCCAGUGUCUGUUCCAGUCCCUGGUGUGUGACGGGAUCAGACACUGCGAGGACGGCUCAGACGAAGACCCGCAUUACGCCGGGUGUGCCGCGCCCUCCGAGUUUGGGAAGGUGUGUGACGCGUACACGUUCCAGUGCUCCAACGGAGUGUGUGUGAGUCUCCGCUGGAAGUGUGACGGCACGGACGACUGUGGAGACUACUCUGACGAGGCCAACUGUGACUCCCCUACUGGGCUGCCUGGCUGCAUGAGCUCUCAGUUUGAGUGUGCUAACGGACGCUGUGUCCCCAACUGGUGGAAAUGUGAUGGAGAGAACGACUGUGGAGACUGGUCUGAUGAGGCCCACUGCACAGGAGAGGAGAUACCCCAGACCCCCGACCCCCGCCCCUCCUCCUGCGCCCCCAACAGGUUCCACUGUGGCUCCGGCGCCUGCAUCAUCAACACCUGGGUGUGCGAUGGCUACGCAGACUGCCCUGAUGGCAGUGAUGAGCUGGGCUGCCCUACAGCAGCCAAGGGCACAGUGCCUGCAGCCUCCACCCAAGCCCCGCCCCAACCAGGACGCUGCAGCCAGGGCCAGUUCCUCUGCCUCAGACCCCCCCACUGCAUCCCCGACUGGCAGCGAUGUGAUGGACACUCCCACUGCCAGGACGGCUCAGACGAGGCCCACUGUCCGACGCGAGGCCCACUGUGGUGCGUGAACGGGACUCGCUGUGCAGACGGGGAGGCGUGUGUGCUGGAGAGCGAGCGCUGUGACGGCUUCAUGGACUGCUCUGACCACAGUGACGAGGACAACUGCAGCGCCGACUCCCUGGUCUAUAAGAUUCAGAACCUGCAGUGGACGGCAGACUUCUCUGGGGACGUCACUCUGACCUGGUCACGCCCCAAAAACCUUCCGCCCGCCUCCUGCUACUUCCUCAUCUACUUCAGGCUGGUGGGGAUCCAGCAGUGGACCAUCAUGGACACCCACAGCAACAAGAGCAGCGCCCGGCUCAGUCUCCUGAAGCCAGACAGCAGCUACCAGGUGAAGGUUCUGACCCAGUGCCUCAACAAGCUGCACAAGACCAACGAGGUGCUCACACUCAGGACGCCUGAGGGACUGCCAGACCCGCCCAGAAACCUGCAGCUGUCAUGUGACAGGGGGGAGGAGGGGAGUGUGCUGGUGUCCUGGAGCCCCCCAGACAAGACCCACGGACUGCUGAGGGAGUACAUCGUGGAGUACAGUGAUAGGAGCAGUGUGGAGUGGUCCUCUCUCAGAAGCACCAGUGCCAGUGUUGAAGUCAAGAACCUGCAGUCCAACACACUCUACAGCUUCAGGGUGUCAGCCGUGACCAGUCGAGGAGUAGGAAACUGGUCCGAGGUCAAGUCCAUCACUCCUCAGAAAGCCCUCCCUCCUCCCUCUGUCAUUGCUGACAGCAUCACUAAUGACUCCAUGAGCUUCUCCUUCAGCUUCAACUCUGAGCACAAGGUGAAGCAGUACGUUGUGGUUCUGUCCUGGGAGUUCGACGCUCACGUGAAGGAGAGCAGGAACUACACAGUGAUCACUGUACUGAGAGCGGGGAGCCUGGCUCCGGGCACCGUGUAUGAGGUGGCAGUGUGGGCCCACACCAGCGUGGGCGACAGCCCCACAGCUCUGUCCAUGCAGCAGACCCUGGGGCCCCCCCCGGACCCCCCGCUCCUCAAGGCCCGCGCCCUCAACCAGACCUCUGCAGACUGCAGCUGGAGCACCACAGGCCCCCCUGCACAGGUGUAUGGUGUGUUCUUUGCCACCUCCUUCCUGGACCUGUAUCGGAGGCCACAUUGUGUGAACACGUCCGCCUCCAGCAUCACUGUGACUGUGGGCGGCAACGAGCAGUACCUCUUCCUGGUGCGGGCUGUGGCCCCCUACCUGGGCCCCCCCUCAGACUCGGUGGUGGUGCGGAUGAUCCCCAGCGAGCGCCUGCCCCCCAGGAACCUCCACGGGGUCCAUGUGGAGCAGACCAAGGCCCUGAUCAAAUGGCAACCCCCCUACGACUCCCCUAGCACCCCUCUGACAUAUGCGAUCAGUGUGAGGGACACCAUCCGUAAGACAGAGCACAGCUACAAGCUGGAGACUAAGAAUAACUCGGUGGAGUACAGGCUGGCAGGCCUGGAGCCUGGAGGACGCUACAGUGUCACUGUCAGGCUCAGGAACAUGAGCAAGGAGGCCAGCUACACUCUCAACACAGUACCUCUGCCUCCCCCUGAGGCUCUGAAGAUUCUGACGGAGAAGGACCACGCGUUCCUGUUCUGGAAGAGUCUGGCGGUCAGGGAGAAGGGCUUCAACGACAGCAGGGGCUAUGAGGUGCACGUCCACGACAGUGUGACCAACUCCAACACGUGUCUGGGGAACACCACAGAGACAUACUUCCGUAUCGGCAGCCUGCAGGCGGGACACAACUACACCUUCUCUGUCCAGGCCCGCUGUCUGCUGGCCGGCCAGCUGUGUGGGGAGCCCGCCCUGCUCCUGUACGACCAGCUGGGCUCAGGUCCCAGCGAGGCGGCCCACAGCACGGCCAGGUCAGGUGACAUGGCGGCGGUGGUGGUGCCCGUGCUGUUCCUGCUGCUGCUGGCGCUGUGCGGCGGCAUGCUGGCGCUCUACCUGCGACACCGGCGCCUCACCAACAGCUUCACCGCCUUCGCCAACAGCCACUACAACUCACGCCUCGGGGCCGCCAUCUUCUCCUCUGGGGACGAGCUGGGGGAUGAUGAUGAAGAUGCUCCAAUGAUCAGUGGCUUCUCAGAUGACGUUCCCAUGGUGAUUGCAUAGCGCUCCACCCCCCUCCCCCUCCACCCCUUCCUCCACCCCCCCCACCUCCACCCCCCGCCCCCUCCACACCUCCCUCCACCCCCCCCACCUCCACCCCCCGCCCACUCCACACCUCCCUCCACCCUGACCAGAGUUAGAGGGCGCUCCUUGACUGUCAACCAAACGUGUGCGGGUUUCAGGAACACAGGACGACAAGUGAAAGAAGAUGAAAAUGAAAGAGAUAUUUUUUGAAAAUACGAUGCACUUUUUUUGGAUGCGCAAUAACUUAUUUUUUUAUAUAUAAUAUAUCUAUAUAUAUAUAUGGGUCAAUAUGGACUACGCUAGGAGGGGCGGAGUUCAAAGCAGGAAGUGAUUCAGGCGUUGAGGGAGGAGCUUUGCCGUGUGUCCCGCCUGGCUGGGUCAUCACUUCAAGCCAAAAUAAGCACCUGCCAACUGGAACGUCACCUAGCAACUGGAGCAUUCAACGGGGGAAACAUCUAUAUCCAUACACACAAAGUAUGAGAACAUUGUAAACGGUGAAGUGAUGAUGUCAUUUUCCACAAACUAAACAAACGCAGUUUAGUCCAUUCAGUCAGGUCAGUCUGAUAGUAAAAGUAGCUACCGUACAGAGGUACAGCCUCUUACAGAGAGAGAGGCUGACGAGAGUUGUUGUCGUCGUCAUGGGUUUCUGUUUGUUUGUGUCUUGUCUGUGUGCCUGUCUGUCUGUCUAUCUGUCCGUCUCUGUCUGUCUGUCUUUUUGUUUGCACGUAUCAGAUCACUCCAGCUAUUGUUAAACACAUUGUGAUCCUUGUAACUGUUUAAUUUUAAACUACUGGCACACCAGAGGGUGGGUUCUUACUGUAGGACCAUGUAGGACCAUGCAGUACUAGUUAGUACUACGCAGUACCAUGUAGUAACAUGCAGUACUAGGCAGUACUUGUUGGAUGCAGUGCAAGGUAAAACCAUGCAGUGCUAGGUAGUACUAUUCAGUACUAUAAGACAUGCACUAUGUCAUGUUGAAACGUCAUGUUGAGAUUUCUCAAGAGCCAUCGUUCUUUAUGUAAUUCAUUGCUUUAAUUUUUUUUAUUUAGAUGAAUGUAUUUUCUAUAUCUGUGAUUCUGAGGCUUUGAUACUGUGGCAGCAGCCCAGACACCAGUGAUACUGUGGCAGCGGCCCAGACACCAGUGAUACUGUGGCAGCGGCCCAGACACCAGUGAUACUGUGGCAGCGGCCCAGACACCAGUGAUACUGUGGCAGCAGCCCAGACACCAGUGGUACUGUGGCAGCGGCCCAGACACCAGUGAUACUGUGGCAGCAGCCCAGACACCAGUGGUACUGUGGCAGCGGCCCAGACACCAGUGAUACUGUGGCAGCAGCCCAGACACCAGUGAUACUGUGGCAGCGGCCCAGAAACCAGUGGUACUGUGGCAGCUGCCCAGACACCAGUGGUCUCCAAGCCCUGGGCCUGGACAGCUUCCUUUCUGGAGGCUUCAGCUCCCACCCUAAUCUAGCACACCUGAUUCUAAUAAUUAGCCGGUUGAUGUGGUCAAUCAUGCUGGGUACAGCUGGGCUUGUAGUAAAGACGUAGAAGGAGGCAGCAUUGAGGGAGCAGGUUUAGAGAGCAUGGCCGUGGGUGUUCUGUUGUCCUGGCUGGGCGCAUGCCGUCCUCAGUGGUGAAGUCCCGUCAUUCUGUUUACCACAUAUGCCUUAUUAAACCACUCUGGAUCUUGCUGUAGGUUUAAACACACACGUGCAUGCACAAACACACUCACACAUACACAAACACGUAUGCAUGCAAUACAGGCACGACCACAUGUGCACACUCACACACGACACAUUAUAUGUUCCAAGUACACUCACGGUACACAGUGUCCAUACACAUCAUUGUAGAGACUUAAGGAGAGAUGGGGGGGGGGGGGGGUGAUGGAGAGGAGGUGUGGGAAGAGAUGCAGAGUGGAAGUGAUCAACAGAGAAUAGAAAAGAUACUUCUAUUUAAUGUAAAGUCCCUAAUGCUGAACAGACCAGCUCUGUACAGUAGACACAUGCCCAAUAACAUUCUCCCUGUCAAGUUUUAACACUUGUCUUACAAAAUAUGAUUACUGGGUAUUGUGUGACCGUUUUUCCCCUGGUGUCUAAUUGUCAAUGAAUUAAUUUCUUGUAAGAUAGUAUGCUUAAAAAAGUUUUUUUUGCACAGAUAAUGUGUAAAUGAUGAAAAUGUUACACAUGGUCAUACUUGGAGAUAUUCCUGCUUGCUGAUGGAGGAUCUGUUGGGUGUGACAGGUACUGAAGCUUGGUUUGAGGUGUUAUGCUGAAAUAAACUGUCUGAAAAUGUGA